Messenger RNA from Rubroshorea leprosula, 1323 nucleotides. NCBI's taxonomy places the organism in Eukaryota, Viridiplantae, Streptophyta, Magnoliopsida, Malvales, Dipterocarpaceae. The record is from the annotation of a GenBank genome assembly.
GUAAAAAAAACAAAAAAACAUUAAAUAAUGGGGGACUCUUUACCAUUAGUCUAUUAAACCAUUCAGUGCUCACUCCGGAAAGCAGAAAAAGUAUUAGCAAUCUGAGAUAGAAAUUCAAAGAGAUGAGUGGAGGAGAAGGAGAAGGGAAGGUGGUGUCCGUCACCGGAGCGUCGGGUUUCAUAGCCUCGUGGCUGGUAAAGCUCCUGCUACAGCGCGGAUACAUAGUUAAAGCCACCGUUCGUGACCCAAAUGAUGCCAAAAAAACAGAGCACUUACUUGCACUAGAUGGAGCUAAGGAAAGACUUCAUUUAUUCAAAGCAGAUUUAUUGGAUGAAGGGAGCUUUGAUUCUAUUGUGGAUGGCUGUGAAGGUGUUUUUCACACAGCUUCCCCGAUUAUCAUCCCUUCUGCUGAUCAUCAUAAGGCACUAUUAAUCGAUUCAGCAGUCAAUGGAACACUUAGUGUUCUAAAAUCAUGUGCAAAAGUAAGUUCAAUCAAGAGAGUAGUUGUGACAUCUUCAGUGGCUGCAGCUGCAUACAACGGAAAACCAUUGACCCCAGAUGUGGUGGUGGAUGAGACAUGGUUUUCUGAUGCAAAUUUUUUUUUGAAAUCUAAAUUGUGGUAUACUCUUUCCAAGACGUUAGCUGAGGAGGCUGCCUGGAAGUUUGCAAGAGAGAAUGGGAUGGAUUUGGUGGUGAUAAAUCCUGGAGCUGUAAUUGGCCCUAUUUUGCAGCCAACAAUUAAUUUCUCAGUGGAGAUGGUGUUGAACAUUGUAAGUGGACAAGGACUCCCUCCAUUUACUCAAUUUGUUGAUGUUAGAGAUGUUGCAUUUGCACAUAUUUUAGCAUUUGAAGUGCCUUCAGCUACUGGGAGAUACUGCAUUGUUGAAAGAACUGCAGAAAACUCUAAGGUGUUGAAGAUCUUAGAUGAAUUAUACCCAAAUUUGCACCUCAAUGAAAAAUAUGAAGAUACAGCUGUUGGGAUACCAUUCAAGGUAUCCAAGGAGAAAGCAAUAAGUUUGGGUGUGAGUUUCAUUCCACUAGAGGUGAGUUUGAAAGAUACUGUUGAAAGCUUAAAGGAUAAGGGUUUCUUAAACAUCUAAAAUUAUUGGCUACUUUUCCUUCUAUUCCCCUGUUUUAGUCUAAUAAAGUUGUUUAAUUUGUAACAUUUGAUAUUGUAAUUUAAGGAGUUGAUGACAACCAGUCAAACAAGUGUAAUUGGAGGUGUCAUUGUGUUGAAAUGAUUUUAUUAUGUUCCAAUAUUCUCACUUUCGGUUUCAUUUCAUUCAAUUUAGAGGUUUAUUUUAAUAUAUAUUAUUUUUUAAU